Molecule: messenger RNA, 4008 nt
Organism: Gracilinanus agilis (Agile Gracile Mouse Opossum)
Lineage: Eukaryota; Metazoa; Chordata; Mammalia; Didelphimorphia; Didelphidae
Product: rho-associated protein kinase 1-like
Exons: 3
Coding region: 1-4008 (1335 amino acids)
Biological process (GO): embryonic morphogenesis; Rho protein signal transduction; actomyosin structure organization
Cellular component (GO): cytoskeleton; cytoplasm
Molecular function (GO): Rho-dependent protein serine/threonine kinase activity; small GTPase binding; ATP binding
Source: RefSeq, a predicted model, not a curated record
AUGUCAACUGGAGACAGUUUUGAGAGUCGGAUGGGGGAAAUUGACAACCUGCAGUGGGACCCGAAGUCGGAAGCGAAUUUGGAAUUAUUGUUGGAUGGAUUGAAUGCGUUGGUAUAUGAACUGGAUUUUCCAGCACUAAGGAAAAAUAAAAAUAUUGACAACUUUUUAUUCAAAUAUAAGGAUGCAAUAACUAAAAUGAGAGAUUCACACAUGAAAGCUGAAGAUUACGAAGCACUGAAAGUGAUUGGUAGAGGAGCAUUUGGGGAAGUCCAAUUAGUAAGACAUAAAUCCACCAGGAAGGUGUAUGCAAUGAAGACGCUGAACAAAUCCAAAAUGAUUAAGAAGUCAGAUUCUGUCUUCUAUUGGGAAGAAAGAGACAUUAUGGCCUUUGCUAACAACCCCUGGGUGGUUCCUUUAUAUCAUGCCUUCCAAAAUGACAGCUAUCUCUUUAUGAUAAUGGAAUAUAUGCCUGGUGGAGAUCUGCUUCAUUUGAUGAGUCACUGUGAUGUGCCUGAAAAGUGGGCCCGCUUCUAUGCUGCAGAAGUAGUUCUUGCUUUGGAUGCAAUCCAUUCUAUGGGCUUUAUUCAUAGAGAUGUGAAGCCUGACAACAUGCUGCUGGAUAAAUCUGGUCACCUGAAGCUAGCUGAUUUCGGUUGUUGUAUAAAGAUGAAUAAGUACGGUGUUGUACAAUGUAAUACGACACUUGGAACACCUGAUUAUAUUUCUCCAGAAGUAUUACAGUCUCAAUGUGGUGAUGGUUAUUAUGGGCAAGAAUGUGACUGGUGGUCAGUUGGCAUAUUUUUAUAUGAAAUGCUUGUAGGUGAUACGCCUUUUUAUGCAGAUUCACUGGCCAUAACCUACAAUAAGAUCAUGAACCAUAGUGAUGCUCUUACCUUCCCUGAAGAUAACAGUUUGUCAGAAGAGGCAAAACAUCUUAUUCGUGCCUUCAUUACUGACAGGAAAGUGAGAUUAGGGCGAAAUGGUGUAGAAGAAAUAAAAGGACAUCUCUUCUUCAAAAAUGAUGAGUGGGCUUGGGAAACUCUUCGAGAUACUGUUGCACCUAUCAUACCUGAUCUCAGUAGUGACAUCGAUACUAGUCAUUUUGAUGACAUAGAAAAAAGCAAGAAAAAAGUUGAACUAGUCACUCUUCCAAGAGAUUUUGUUGGCAAUCAACUGCCUUUUGUAGGAUUUUCAUAUCAUAGCGAUCCUAGAUAUUUAUCUGCAUCUUCGGCAAAUCCUAAUGAUGAUAAUAGAACUGCCACCAAUGUGGAUAAAACUUUGCAGGAAACUUUACAAAACACAAUCGAUAAGCUGGAAGAACAACUGAGUAAUGAAAUACAGUUAAAAGAGGAAAUUGAACAAAAAUGCAAUACUUCAAACAUAAAGCUAGACCAAAUAAUGAAAGAACUGGAUGAAGAGGGAAAUCGAAGAAAAAAAUUAAAAUCUGCAUUGUCUCGGAUUGAGAAAGAGAAAAUGUUGCUGCAGCACAGAAUUAAUGAGUUCCAAAGAAAAAUGGAACGGGAAAAUAAGAAGAGACGAACUGCUGAAAAUGAGGUUUCUAUGUUGAAAGAUAAAUUGGACGACUUAAAGAAAAUAAGUCAAAAUUCUCAAAUGGCACAGUUACAGAAACAACUAGAAGCUGCCCAUGUCUUACUGAGGACAGAAUUGGACACAGAAAUAAGAUUAAAGAAAAGCAAUGUGGAAUUGAAGAAAUCAGUAAGUAAGUUAGAGUCCCUGAACAGAGAAUUGCAGGAGCGGAACAGAAUUUUAGAGAGAACCAAAUCACAAGUAAACCAGGAUUAUUAUUACCAGGCUGCAUUAGAAGCUGAACAAAGAGACCCAAGUCAUGGAUCCGAGAUGACUGGAGAUCUCCAAAGUCGAAUUACUUCUUUGCAGGAAGAAGUGAAAUACCUCAAACAAAACCUUGAAAGAGUGGAGGGGGAAAGAAAAGAAGCUCAAGAUAAGCUUAAUUGUUCAGAAAAGGAAAAAAAUAAUUUGGGAAUAGAUUUAAACUACAAGCUAAAAUCAUUACAACAAAGGGUAGAACAAGAAGUAAAUGAGCAUAAAGUAACUUCCCAUUUAACUGACAACUAUCAGUCUAUUGAAGAGGAAGAGAGAUCAACAGAGAAAGCUGAAAAUAUAGUUGUUUACAUUGAAAAGCAAUGUUCCAUGCUAGAUGUCGACUUGAAACGGUCACAACAAAAAUUGGAGAAUCUGGCUGAACACAAAGAAAGGAUAGAGGAUGAAAUCAAGAAUUUAACACGGCAGCUAGAGCAAGAAUCAAAUAAGUCGUUACUGAUAGAGGAUGAAUUGAAAACUCAAGCUUUUGAGAAGGACGAUCUCAAAGGAUUAGAAAAGCAAAUGAAACCAGAGAUCAACAUAUUGUUAGAAACAAAGAAAUCAUUGGAAUUUGAACUAGCUCAACUCACAAAACAAUAUCGUGGAAAUGAAGGACAGAUGCGGGAACUACAGGAUCAACUUGAAGCUGAACGAAACUUCUUAACACUUUGCAAAACUCAGAUUAAGGAACUUAAAGAAGAAACUGAAGGAAAAAAUCAAGAAAAUCUAAAGAAAAUACCGGAACUGCAAAAUGAAAAAGAAGCACUUGCAGUACAGUUAGACCUUGCAGAAACAAAAGCUGAAUCGGAGCAGUUGGUUCGAAGCCUUCUGGAAGAACAAUAUAUUGGAUUUAAAGAGGGUAAGAAAGUAGCUUCACAAAAUAAACAAGAAAUUGUUACAGAUAAUGAUCAUACUGUUUGGCUAGAAGAAAUUAAAACCACAUUAACCAAAGAUAUCGAGUUACUAAGAAAAGAAAAUGAAGAGUUGACCGAAAAAAUGAGGAAAGAACAAGAAGAUUAUAAAUUGAAGAAAGAAGAGGAGAUUAAUAAUCUAAAAGCUUCUUUUGAAAAGAAUAUUAAUACUGAAAGAAUCCUAAAAACACAGGCUGUUAACAAAUUGGUAGAAAUAACUAAUCAGAAAAAUUUUAAAAUUAAUAGAAAAAAGAAGUCUAAACAAGAUUUAAGAAAGAAGAAAAAGGGAAACAGAAAGCUAUUAAAGCUGGAACUCAACCAAGAAAGAGAGAAAUUCAAUCCGAUGGUAGUCAAACACCAGAAGGAACUCAAUGAAAAUUUGCAAGCACAAUUGGUUGAAGAAUGUACCCACAGGAAUAAACUUCACAUACAGCUAGCUAACAAAGAGAGUGGCAUAGAGCAAUUGCGUGCAAAAGUUUUGGGCCUUUCAGAUUCUACCAACAUUAUGAAUUUUCCUAGUGCUGAUGAAAUGGAUAGAAUUCCCAAAUCAACAAUGGAAGGCUGGUUAUCAGUCUCAAAUAGAGGAAAUGUAACCCUGUACAGCUGGAAGAAACAGUACGUUGUUGUGGGCAGCAAAAAAAUUUUGUUCUACAAUGAUGAACAGGAUAAGAAACAGUCAAAUCCAUCUAUGGUACUGGACAUAGACAAAUUAUCCCAUGUGCGACCUGUAAGCCAAGGUGAUGUGUAUAAAGCAAAAACGGAAGAAAUCCCUAAGAUAUUCCAGAUCCUAUAUGCAAAGGAAGAUGAAUGUAGAAAAGAUUUGAAGAUGAAGCCUACUGUACAAGCUAAAAAGACCAAUUUUCAGAAUCACAAAGGGCAUGAAUUUAAGCCUACACUUUAUCGCUUUCCAGCCAACUGUCAGGCUUGUACCAAACAUCUCUGGCAUGUUUUUAAGCCACCCCCUGCCCUUGAAUGUCGAAAAUGCCAUGUCAAAUGCCACAGAGAUCACUUAGAGAAAAAAGAAGACUUUAUUUCUCCGUGCAAAGUCACCAGCUACGUAACACCAGCAACGGAUAUACUACUCUUAGCUUCUUCUCAGGAUGAACAGAAGAAAUGGGUAUCCCAUAUAAUGAAGAAGAUGUCUAAGGUUCCACCAUCCAAUUUUGUUUGUGCAUCCCCUAGAAGACUUUCUACCAGAUCUAGGAUAAAUAAGUUUUUCCAAAAAGUUGUCAGAAAUACAUCUGGAAAAACUAAGUAA